CUCUGAAUCUGGUAUCUUAGUUAAUUUCCUGAUUAUUUUGAUGCGAUAUAUUCAUGUAAUUUGCUGAUAGCUAAUUUUUAUCUUUGAUAGUUAAUUAUUAUCUCCCACUUCGUCGCCAGGAUCUGCAUAAAUUCUCGAUGAUUCAGCGCGGUCGCGCAUUUAGUAAUCCUAGAUGGACGAAUAAACAUUUUUCGAUUAAAUCCGUCUCAAUUGUGUUAAAUACGAGAAAUGGCAAAAAAAAGCUUAGCUCUCAUCUGUGCCUCUAUAAUUCUCACGCAGUUCGUUAUCGUGAGUUGUAACGAAGAAGAUAUAGAUUGGACUACUGUUCACGAUGAGUUAAGGAAAAUGGCUGGAGGUUUACGAAAAAAAUGUCUCGCUGAAACCGGUGUGACAAGCGAGAUGCUAGAUGGGGCAGAAUUAGGCGAAUUUUCGGAUAAAGACAAAACAUUGGGGUGUUACUUCAAAUGUGUAAUGGAAAAAGGGGGAGCGAUGAAGAAGGACGGCAAAAUAAACUACAAGAUCUUAUCCAAGUUGAUGCCGGCGGCGUACAAACAUAUUGGAAUAGAAAUGCUCGACCAAUGUCGUAAUAUAGAGGGUACUGACAAGUGCGUCAUAGCCAUAAACUUUAACAAAUGCAUGUACACCGCAAAUCCUGUGGCAUACUUCGUUAUCUAAAUAUAGAAUAGGUAAGAUGUGUAAAUUUGAGCUCG
Messenger RNA from Trachymyrmex cornetzi, 710 nucleotides. RefSeq names its product odorant binding protein 11 (gene Obp11). The transcript is spliced from 6 exons. Lineage: Eukaryota; Metazoa; Arthropoda; Insecta; Hymenoptera; Formicidae. The record is from RefSeq and is a predicted model, not a curated record. Bases 229 to 675 code for a protein of 148 amino acids. Gene Ontology annotation, molecular function: odorant binding.